GAGAAACCAAGUGACUUUCAGUUUCAAGGUAUUAUGAUUUCCUUUCAAGCAGUAAACUUCUCUCCAAAUGGGAAACAGUCAGCUACAGUUUCAGAGUUGGGGAAUUCAUCAAAGAAGAGAAAGUGUGAAGACUCAAAAGCUGAAGCAGUUCUUGUUGACAAAAGAUCAAAAGUUGCAGAAAGCACAAAACCAAUCUCUGAUAUCGAGCUACACCUCGAGACUCCUUUGCCACUAGAGUGGCGACAGUGCCUCGAUAUUCAGUCAGGAAAGAUAUAUUUCUACAAUUCAAUGACCCAUAUAAGAACAACAAAAGAUCCAAGGAGGAGUCACGAGCCUGAAAAUACUGGUGAUCAUAUGAGCUUAGACCUUGAAUUGAACUUACAAAGUGGUUCUCCAGAACCGUUCAUGGACUCCAGCAGAUACAAUAAGAAGAAUUCAGAAGGCCCAGCUCGCAGUCCAUCAUGGCUAGCAGUUGGAGGGGAUCAAGAAGAGAUGGUGGCAAGUGUGUGCUCACGGUGCCAUAUGUUGGUGAUGAUGGCCAAGUCCUCUCCAGCAUGUCCAAACUGCAAAUUCCUUCAUCCACCAGACCAAAGCCCUGCAAAACUGUUCAAGCAAAGACUUACCCUCUUUUGCUAGCAAGGAUCAAAACCCUAAUUUCACAUAAUAGGAAUCCAUCAAGGGCAAUUCAUGGGAUUCCCUGUUUAGUAUUAGAAGUUAAAGAGAUAGAGAGACUAAAUUAUAUGACGUUCUGAGUCUUCUGACGUAUGAAAAAAUGUACAUUAGUAAUGUUCUUAUGUAUGCAUAUUCCUGUUCCAGUUUAUCAUGCAGCCCAUUAUAAUGAUGGUAGAUCAGAAAAUCAUGCAUCCUAAUCAAUCAUG
Messenger RNA from Tripterygium wilfordii, 878 nucleotides. RefSeq lists its product as uncharacterized. Lineage: Eukaryota; Viridiplantae; Streptophyta; Magnoliopsida; Celastrales; Celastraceae. Gene Ontology annotation, molecular function: protein binding. The coding region runs from base 34 to 636 and encodes 200 amino acids. The record is from RefSeq and is a predicted model, not a curated record. The transcript is spliced from 2 exons.